UUAACUCAUACAUACUCGAUCCUCUCCAGUCUUCCUCUCUCUCUCUCUCUCCCUCCCUCCCUCUCCAUGGAAUUCAACCACCACCGCACAAGCACCACCUACGAAGUCCGGCAACCACCCCUACUCAACCACAAGCCCACCGCAUCCCCACCACCCUGCCCUGUCCACAUCCACAUCGACUUCCUCCACCAAAUCACCCACCGCUUCUACAACCGGCCCUACCACGACGACCACGACAACCUCCACCGCCGUCCCCAACUCAUCGCCACCUGCCGCCCCCCACCUACCAAAACCUCAAUCUGCAUCCCCGCCCACGGCUUCAAGUCCUACCCCACGACGUCGCACCAAAUAGUCUCCCGAGUCCUAGCAAAUUUACGCAUCCAACCCUCGUUCCAAGACCGCGUGGCGGACGAGGUUGUCACCAGGGCGCGGAGGUUUAUUGACUCGGUGCCGAACAUGGGUCGGAGGGUGAUACCGGUCCGGGUGGAUGUGAGGACGGUGCAUGUGCACGCGCGCGAUGAAAGAGAGUGGGUGGUGAGGGGGUUGAUGGAGUCGGUGUUGGAGGGAGAGAGGAGGGGGGACGGGGGGAUGGUGGCGGCGAAUGCGGAGGCGGUGAGGGGGUUGAAGAGGAAGAGGGUGGUGGAGGAUAGAGGGGAGAGUUGUAGGGUUUGUUUGGAAGAGUUUGUUAAGGGGGAGAAGGUCACGUGCAUGCCGUGUAGGCACGUGUUUCACGAGGGGUGUAUCAAGACUUGGUUGAGGACUAGCCAUGUUUGCCCUAUUUGUCGAUUCAAGAUGCCGACAGCUGAUUAGGAAUUUUUUGUUUUUCGCUAUCGUUUGAUUAUUUCAUGUCCGGAUCUAGACACGAAUUCGAUGUCUAGAUUCAAAUACGUAAAUGCGUAAUACAGAGA
Rhododendron vialii is the source of this 908-nucleotide messenger RNA. RefSeq names its product E3 ubiquitin-protein ligase SDIR1-like. The coding region runs from base 67 to 810 and encodes 247 amino acids. The record is from RefSeq and is a predicted model, not a curated record. The transcript has a single exon. Lineage: Eukaryota; Viridiplantae; Streptophyta; Magnoliopsida; Ericales; Ericaceae. Gene Ontology annotation, molecular function: zinc ion binding.